AGGAUGCAGUGGAGUAAGGAAGGAGGGAAGGAAGAAAGGAAGGAAUAAAAAGAAUGGAGGAAAGAAAGGAAGAGAAAGAAAGAAAGACGGAAGGAAGUAAAGAAAGGUACAGGUCAAAGAGAGAUUGAGGUUAACAAUAGGCAUGGGGUCACCGUGGACGCUCGUGCCGGCGUGCCUCGUGCUGCUGGCGGUGUGCGGGGAGGCGCGUGUCCGCCUCAACUCCAUCCGCACGGUGAUCCUGCGGGACAGCCACGCGCUGCCGGUGAACAGGAGCACUUUCGACCUCACGCUCUAUCAGUGCAUGAGCGACCUGGAGUGCAGCGAGGGGAGUUACUGCCACGCCCCCUCCGGAGGCCACGCCCACUCCCGCUGCCGGAGCUGCCGCAAGAGGAAGAGGCCCUGCCACCGGGACGCCAUGUGUUGCCCCGGCAACCGCUGCAGCAACAAUAUCUGUGUUCCGGAUCAGGAUUCGUUUCUGUCUCAGACGAUCCCAGACGUGGACGGAGGGAUGAGCCUGCCGUCCAAAAAGAAGGGAUGGAGGAAGAGGGGGAGGACGGCUGCUAAAACAUCUGUCAAAGGUCAGGUCGGGGACCCCUGCCUGCGCUCGGCCGACUGCUCGGAGGGUUUGUGCUGCGCCCGUCACUUCUGGGCUCGGAUCUGCAAGCCCGUGUUGCAGGAGGGGCAGGUUUGCACGCGGCACCGCAGGAAGGGCGCUCACGGCCUGGAGCUCUUCCAGCGCUGCCACUGCGGCGCCGGCCUCAGCUGCCGCACGCUGCGCCAGCCCGACGCCGCGCCCGCCACCUCAGAACCACCACCAUCAUCAGCAGCAUCAUCAUCAUCAUCAGCGUCAUCAUCGGCGUCGUUGUUGGCGAUGGCGAAGUCCAAAUCCCCGUCUCGUCAUUCGUCCCCUCACACGUCGCUGCUGUCGUCGCCGGGGGCAGCGGCUUCAGCGGCGGCGAAGACGAGGCUUCACGUGUGCCAGAGGAACUGAAGAGGGACGGGAGGACACGGGAAGUGUGGCUUUGAAGGAAGGAAGCAAGCAAGGAAGGAAGGAAGGAAGGACAUUAUUAUUGAUGUUGUGUUGCUCCCUCUCUGUCUGCCGAUGACCGACCCGAGGGCGAGCGAGGCAGAGACACUGAGAGAGAGAGAGAGAGGGAGAGGUGGAGGUGGAGGUGUGAACCAAACCAGUUCACGCCGGUGAAAACUCCCAGUUUCACUGCUGCUCGGCUUCCUGUCAGGCUGCUUUCACACACACACACACACACAUACACACACACACACCGGGCGUCAGACUCUCUGUGGUUCAGAUCUGGUUUCUUCCUGGCCGUGUAGACGGGCGGAAACCGCUUUGAAAUCCGGUUUGACCUCAUUUACCCCACCAGGCCGUCUCCUCCUCACUGUUACAAUUUUGUUUUUCUCCAAACAAUCGACUUGUUUCCAGACUUUUCUUGAAUAAAGUGUCACUUUCUUGCUCCGAGUGGCUGGUCUGCCUCAUUCCACCUCGUUUCAACUCAUUUCAACGUCAUAAAAAAAACAUUCAUAAAGUGAAACUGCACUGGAAACAAGUGGGAUUAUCUCAUCCCACCGGCAGAUUAGGAUUUCUUUUUUUUUUUUACCUUGUUUGAAGAAAAACAAGCUUUGCACAGUGAGGCUACCUGCAAAUGACCUGUGAUGACCCAUAAAUUAUAUAUUAUACCAUGAAUGUAAUAAGCCUUGGUUCUUUCAGAGUUCUUAAUUUUUUUAUGCAGUGUCGUCAGAAAAACUGGAAAAAGAAAAGAGCAAAGAAAACAUGCAAGACAGACCGAAAUCCUCUAAAAUAAAACAAAAUGUUCAGUCAAAUAAAAAAGUAAGACAAAAUUAAAUUUGACUUUUUCAGCCCUUUUAGAGGAGGUGCUUGUUUUAAUAACUUUGUAAAAACUGAAUAUGAGACUGAAUGAGCUGUUGAUAUGGUGGGAUGAACGGUGAUGUAAAUAAAGAAUCAGUCAAACAAACUACAAUCAUGUUUUCGCAGUAGUUUCAAUUGAGUUUAUUGUUUGAAAAAGGUUGUUCUGUAAGGUCCGUCGCUCUCUGUCAGAUCAUGAAGAGCCGCCUGAGUUUGACUGAAAGCAACAGAAACAGAUCUGGACCUGGACGGGCGCUAACGGCCACUCAACAUGCGAACGCUAAUCCGGCUUCAGUUUCACUGCGACUGAAUGGACGGAGAUGAUCUUGUUUGUUGUCUUUUAACCAAUGGGAGCAGGGGCUGAUGACUGUUAAAAAAACAAAAAGGACUUUGUAAAUUCUCUCGCCACUGAAACUUCCAGAACGACAGUGAAUGUACCCGCCCCUAAUCCCCUAAUCCCCCUUCCAGUCUUCAGUGAACCUGCUGGGGAAACCCGGCCGGGGAGUCACGUCGGGUUCCAGGAGGCUCAGGACUUCCUCUUGUUUUGUCAACCUCAGUGUGUUCCAGCUCAGACAGAAAAAAGUUCUGGUAACACUUUACAAUCAGAAUACAACAAUUAAUGUUAGUUAAUGUUAGUUAAUGCCAUAAUGGUCAAUUAACUGUUAGUCAGUCAUUAUUAUGGCACUUACUAAUGUUAAUAAUAUCUACAAUAACCCUAAAUAACAUAUAAAUUAAUACCUUAGCAU
Messenger RNA from Myripristis murdjan (pinecone soldierfish), 2628 nucleotides. RefSeq names its product dickkopf-related protein 2-like. Gene Ontology annotation, cellular component: extracellular region. Gene Ontology annotation, biological process: negative regulation of canonical Wnt signaling pathway; multicellular organism development. The record is from RefSeq and is a predicted model, not a curated record. The transcript is spliced from 5 exons. The coding region runs from base 143 to 991 and encodes 282 amino acids. NCBI's taxonomy places the organism in Eukaryota, Metazoa, Chordata, Actinopteri, Holocentriformes, Holocentridae. Gene Ontology annotation, molecular function: receptor antagonist activity; co-receptor binding.